AUUUGCAUUAUUAACGCAGAAUUUACCAUUAUAUUUUAUUUGAAGAAGCACACUCGAUAGUAAUAGAUGUUGUCUGUAAUUGUUUAUGCGUAUUAUAAUAAUUCACUCGUAUUAUGUCUCAAGCGCGUAAUUUUAUUUUAAAAACAACAGAAAAUUUUUACCAGAUUCCAACAUUGAACAUUACUCAAAAAUGUGAGAGUAUAUUGCUGGAUUUUAUACACAAUCCACAGACACUCUUAAUUCAGACAUCAAUAUCAAAUAAUUCAUUUGUAGAAAUUAGUACUGAAGUGAAACCAAAUGUAAAGUCUAUUAUAUUCUAUAAAAAUGUAUGCAUUAGUGUAACAGAAAAGGAUAAUAUACAAAAUAUUAACAUUGUUACACUAAACAAUACUGCUGAACAAUCCCUGUACCAAAUUCUCCGACAAAUUUAUUCUCCUUUGCUUGCGCUUGGUAAUAGUUUAUACUCAAGUAAACUAUUGAAGAAUUUAAAUGAUUUAGAAUCCAAUUUAAGAGUAGUGUCUCAGGAAAAAGGGGAUACAGAUAUACAUGUGAUCCUGUCAGUUGAAGAUGAAGUUGAAUAUUGGAGAACAUUGAGCGAAGUUCAAGAUGUGAAUAAAAUAGACAGAGAAGCAGCUGCUUCAUUUUGUGCUUUGUUUGAAGAAAUCUGUGAUGAAAUCCGAUCAGCCCAAUCUAGCAGCAUGCAAGAAGUUCGGGAUUCAGCUGAAAAUAUAGCAGGAAUUCUGGAUGAUGUGUGGAGAUAUACUCCAGUGUCAUUCUCACAGGAUAGAAUGGCUCAUAUGUUUGAUGUUAUCGGCUAUAUUCUCUGCUGUAUGAUACAAAAUGCCGCAUCCAAAGUGAAUCUCUGGAAGCCAUAUGAUGGGCUCAAGGACAACCAGAUACUUGCUCUUUUAUCAGAAAGCCUAGAUGUUGUUAAAGUUUGGAUGGACGCUUGUAAAUCUUUAACAGAAACCUAUUGGCCCAAUUAUGCUCUGCAUCCAUGGAAGGGAAAGACCUUCGUACCAUUGUUCUGUGUUAGUUAUGAGAAAAGACUUAAAGAGAGCAUGUCUGCAGGGGACUGCACUUUUAUCCUUAAAACAAAUAUUUAA
This is a messenger RNA of Leptidea sinapis, 1106 nucleotides long. RefSeq names its product cytoplasmic dynein 2 heavy chain 1-like. Lineage: Eukaryota; Metazoa; Arthropoda; Insecta; Lepidoptera; Pieridae. The transcript is spliced from 8 exons. The record is from RefSeq and is a predicted model, not a curated record. Bases 114 to 1106 code for a protein of 330 amino acids.